CUCAAUAUGCACACUUAGCCCUCCAUUUCGAGUUCAGACGUCGCUACCAUCGAUCACGAUGGAUUUGCUCUCACCACCAACUGCAGAAGUCCAAUACCAAGCUUCUGCUAACGGCCUGACUCGUCUCGGGCCGGACCCAGCCCUCUGUAUACCCUGCCGCCGCCUUUCUCCGCAGGGCCCGCGCUUCUGAAGCCUGAACAACUCAAACACAGCUGCGAAUGAUCACUAUGACCUAGCCAUCGUCUUCCCGAUGCAUUGGCCGGAUUGAAGAUGCUGCCACAAGAACGGGCCCCAAUGCGACGGGCGAAGAAGUCCCGGAAUGGCUGCUCCAGGUGCAAAGGCCAGCGUCUCAAGUGCGACGAAGCGAAGCCUGCCUGCGGACGAUGUGUGCGAGUCGGCGUGCAAUGCCCGGGAUAUGUGCAGAACCUGAAAUGGUCUACCAAAUAUGAGGUCUUCAAUUCGACUACCGGGGACGAGGCGGUCAAGCAGGGACAAGAUAGUGCUAAGAGCAGCCGGCCUAGGGCGCGAUUGGAGGAGUUGGAUACACCUGUGCACAACGGAGGAUUGAACCUGGAAUCGGAACAAACCCAUCCAUUUGACGGAGAAUCCCUGGGCGAUAGAGAGGUACCGCUAGAGAUAGAGCUAGGUAUGGGUGUGCUAGACUUCACCUUCAACAGACUCUUCCCGGAGAUGGACGACGAAUCCAUGGGAAUUAGCGGAAUCCCAAAUUUUGAUUUUGAACAGCACAUGGUACCAUUAUCUUCUGCAGCUACACCAGCAAGAGAUGCGAGGCCGUCAUCUGUCACUAAUACGCAAACCACAAAUCAAACAUCAGAUCCAGAGAGCACUGCCAUCACGACAUCUCGAAAGCGCCCGAAGAGACCGCCCUCUCCACCGUCCAUAUUCAACCUCCGCCAAUCCGUCAAACUCCCCAUAGGCGCGGCUCUCAACGAUGUUUCUUCCAUCCUGACCGAAUUCUACUUCAAGGAAACCGCGCAGGUCUUUUCCUGCUACGAUAGCCAGAUGAAUCCCUUUCGUUCCACGGUAUCUCAGCUCUGGGGGUCGUCAAAAGUCAUAUACUACACCCUUCAAAGCAUGGCAGCUGCCAGUCUUCUCGACAACUUCCCACAUCUCGCCCCAGUCGGCCGCCAACUUCGCGCCGAAGCCAUCGCAGAGCUCAAUAACAACGAAGACCAAUUCGAUCACAAGUCCCUUCUCGCGCUGUUAAUGCUUGGCGGUACGUCCUCGUGGCAUGAUCCCAACGAUCUCGGGCUCCCCUUCUUCAACCUCGCACGCAAGCGCCUAGAGUCCAUGGCUGCCUCAGGUAAAAUGCCCAAAGGCGGGAACAACUACCACUUUUUCGAAGAGUCUUUGAUAUACUGGGAGAUGCUCUUGUCCUAUAUGGCAGACAAUAACAGCCUAGACCCCAUGCGCGAACCUCUCGAGCCAAAUCCUGUCCAACCGUCGCGGCAGGUUCCGCACCCCUGGACCGGCGUUGCCCGUGACUGUCAGUAUGUAGUGCAAGAGGUCGGGCGUGUGAUUCGGCAGCAGCGGAAACUCGCUCACUCACGCUCCUUCACUACAGAGGCCCAUAUCUCGAAGCUGCAAAAAGCCGUGGCACGUGCAACCGAGCUUGAGCUUCGAUUGCUAGAAUUCAGCUACCCAACCGAGCACGAGGUCGUGAGCCCAGAGGACCGCGAGACGCCGGUAUGGCAUCUCCUCAGUCUCGCUGAGGUGUAUAGGAGAACAGGGCUGGUGCAACUCUACCGCGUCUUCCCUGAUCUCCUGAGGCGCAGGCUCCCACCUCUUUCAUCACGAGACGAGCUCGACCCCUUUUCGCCCGCAUCAUCAAUCGACGAUUACGAGAAAGAUCAAGCCGAGGAGAACAGAGAGAGACGGAACGAGUGGCUUACCGUCUUUGCACUGGAAACCCUAAGUCUACUAAAAGAGAUACCACUGGAAUCCGGCACUCGAGAUUUCCAGCCCUUUUUACUCGUAGCGAGCUGCAGCGAGCUCAGAUUCGAGCCAGAUCCGCCUCCAUCGACGCCAAUCAUUGAUCCGGCCGCAGCUUUCGUGUCACAGUUCACGGCACGAUCAAGCGAUGGUAGGGUCAUAACUCCCCUAGCCGGGUUUCACGCCUACUUUGAUGCCCCUAGACAUGUUGGCGGGAGUGGGGCCUCAGCCUUUAAUGCCGCCGAGGUCCCGCUAUCCCACCGGGCGAUCGAGGUCUCUCGCGCGCGCCAGCUUAUCGAGGGCAGACUAACGAGUUUUCUGCACAUCCUGCCGCCGAAGCCUAUCUACGUGUGUCUAGAUAUCGUGAGAGCGACAUGGAGAAGGUUGGACGAGACGAAGAACUUGACCGGCAGUGAGGCGGGGGAUGUGUAUUGGAUGGACGUUAUGAUUGAGAACGGGUGGGAGACUACGAUGGGGUGAGUGGCCGAGGUACGUAUCUUUCGAGGCAUCUUAGUGGUUUUGUCGAAGUUAUGGCCCUGGCGUUUUGGAUACCAGAUCGAGGGAUGAGCGUUUCUUGCUUGGAGGGUAAAGGUCAUGGGUCGGGUACGGUUUACGACUAUCUGAAGUUAACGUAGAUGACACGAUUUUAUAAAGCGAUUAUUCAUACGAGAGUCGUA
This is a messenger RNA of Mytilinidion resinicola, 2630 nucleotides long. RefSeq lists its product as uncharacterized. Gene Ontology annotation, biological process: positive regulation of transcription by RNA polymerase II. The transcript has 2 exons. Gene Ontology annotation, molecular function: transcription cis-regulatory region binding; DNA-binding transcription factor activity, RNA polymerase II-specific; zinc ion binding. Bases 295 to 2433 code for a protein of 712 amino acids. Lineage: Eukaryota; Fungi; Ascomycota; Dothideomycetes; Mytilinidiales; Mytilinidiaceae. Gene Ontology annotation, cellular component: nucleus. The record is from RefSeq and is a predicted model, not a curated record.